This is a messenger RNA of Mollisia scopiformis, 1385 nucleotides long. RefSeq lists its product as uncharacterized. Bases 435 to 1355 code for a protein of 306 amino acids. Lineage: Eukaryota; Fungi; Ascomycota; Leotiomycetes; Helotiales; Mollisiaceae. The transcript has a single exon. The record is from RefSeq and is a predicted model, not a curated record.
CCCCAAACUGGGUGGCAAAACAGUCCCAUUCGUUGAGGGACCUUGCAGAUUAUACUUAGCUGUCUAGUUACCAUCCUCGCAUGUACAUGGAGUAUUCAGCACCUCAACAUUCCCGCUCCAAGUAGCUAUCGGUCCCUUGUUUUGGCACGGAAGUUCAAGUGGUUUGUGAUCACAAUACUCUUUCCUGAGUUUAUUCUUGUCCACGCAAUCCUUGAUUUCCUCCUAGCGCGCAAAACAUGAAAGAGAUGAGAGAGGUUUCUACCUAUCGGCGUCCAAGAUGGCCAGACUUCUAGACCUCGAUUGUCACGACUUUUCAGUUCCCACCGAAGUGCUACUUCUAAGAGCUCUAUAGAGAGUUCCGAGAGUAAGUUGACAAAUGGCCCGCCCAUCUACAAGACUCAAGCCAACUCCGGUAUGGAAAUAGACGAUCACGCAUGCCUAUUGCGAACAUGGGUGGGUUCCGCCUGAAUUUUGUAGCUGCAGACGAACAGAACCUGGAGUCUAUCAUUCGGAUUGAACAUGGCGAAACCCAAUCCACAACACUCGUUCUCAAUGCGAUUCAGUUCGCAAUGAUGCUAAGAGAUGGUGGUAUUACGGAGCUGCCGGAUCUAUCAGAUGAAGACAUCCAGGACAAAAGCAAAUCAGAUCCAUUCACAAAGCUUGUUGUCCUCGUUCAGAUUCUGUGGCUAGUCAUAUCAAUCCCGACACGAGCUGGGAUGCACUAUUCAACAUCUCAGCUGGAGGUCUUGACUCUUGCUUUUGCAGUGUGUAGCUUGCUAUCGUAUGUGUUCAGCUGGCAUAAGCCCCAGGAUGUGGGCACAGCUUUCGUUUUGAAAGGCCAGCCAGGUUUUUUUCACGAGAACGAAACGAGAGAAAGAAUCAUCAAGCUUAGACAAGGGCAGGCAGAUAGCUUUCGGACAGCGAUUUCUGCGCCAGGAAACAGACCAAAAGGCGACCAACUAUUCAGCCGCAUACCGAAUGAUAGUGUAUCAUCAUUGAGACAGAACCUCCCUUUAAUCAUCAUACUUCUGGAGCGUGGUGACCAUUGGCUUCGGAGCUAUUUAUCUCAUCGCCUGGAAUUAUACGUUUCCCACAACGAUAGAACGUUGGAUCUGGCGAGGAUCGACACUGAUUGCCAUCUGCUUUCCAGUGUAGCCCUGUUGAUAAAUGGUCUGUCUGCGGGUCUCGCUAUCAGUGAAAAGCAAUCCGGAGAAGCCUUUGCGUCAACCUUGUUCGACAUAUCCAAAUCUAUGGAAGCUGAGAGACCGAAAGCAAAUCGGCCUUUUUCGCAAAUCCCAGACGAUGUCAAAGUGAGCAUAGCUCGUUAUGCUCGAUAUGGCUUGAUCGAGACUUGAACUGGAUUACUGGAACGUUAUAACAUUCAC